Molecule: messenger RNA, 558 nt
Organism: Eruca vesicaria subsp. sativa (arugula)
Lineage: Eukaryota; Viridiplantae; Streptophyta; Magnoliopsida; Brassicales; Brassicaceae
Source: the annotation of a GenBank genome assembly
AUGGCAAAGUACUAUGACAUUGACGACAUACUUACAGAGGAAGAGUUUGCGCCAGUGUUAUUCCAUAAAGCAGUAAAUGGAGUUACUGUUGAUCCAAGUUCUGAGACUAACUCUGUUGAACAAGGAGCUAAAGUGGAGUUACCCUUUUGGCUUGCUCAUGAGUUGCAUUUGAGACAAGUCGUCUCCAUUAACCUUCCUUCCUGUUUCGACCAGAAGACGAGGUUGGAGAUACAAGCUGAUGCAGCAUGUGUAGAUCUUAGAUCACGAUGUCCUUACUUUUAUGAAUUUGGUUGCAAGUUACAGCCAUUAGUUGCAGAUAGAACGAUUGGAAUCUUGCUAUCGACUGCGUUUAAAAUCAGGUACAAGGAGAGGCUGACCAAAGUAUACACUGCAGCUCAUAUAACUGCUUCCACGUUCUUGCCACUCUUAACCAAAGAAGAAACUAACUUGUACGAAGAAGCUCACUUGUCUAUGACAGCUUUCAAGAAAUGGAGAACAGGAGGUCCUCGUUUUCAGAUAGCUUCAAUACUCGGUAGAAAACGCAAGGAAUCUUAUUAA